Molecule: messenger RNA, 906 nt
Organism: Punctularia strigosozonata HHB-11173 SS5
Lineage: Eukaryota; Fungi; Basidiomycota; Agaricomycetes; Corticiales; Punctulariaceae
Exons: 7
Coding region: 1-906 (301 amino acids)
Source: RefSeq, a predicted model, not a curated record
AUGCCGUUUCCACCACAGGAGUCUAAACUGGUUUCCAUCUUUUGCCAGUCGGUUCUCUAUGGGGCCUACACCAUGUUGUUCGUCCUAACGACAUGGAUGCUGAUCACCCGUCGACCUUUGCGCAAGCCCAUGCUGUUUGUCUCGACGCUGAUGUGGGUUGUGGCUACGAUGCAUGUCGCAACAAACUUUACGAGGAUCAUCAAGGCAUUCAUCACCUUCUCUGACGCACCCGGAGGGCCCGCUGCAUUCUUCAACAGGUUCUCAGAAUUCACACAGAUGUUCGGGAGCACGCUCUACGUCCUGCAGACUUUGAUCGGUGAUUCGAUGGUGCUUUACCGAUGCUAUCUGGCCUGGGAGCGUAAAUUCACCGUCAUCGCCUUCCCUCUCCUUUGUCUCUUCGGAAGCACCGCGACAGGCAUUGGCAUCCUAUAUUCUUUCGACCGCGUUAACCCCGAAGCCAACAUCUUCGUCCACCAGCUCUCCCAAUGGAUCACCGCCUUCUUCUCCAUGACCUUCGCCACCAACGUCCUUUGUACAGUGCUUGUCGCAUUCCGCGUCUACCGUCUUAACCGAAAACAGCUUAUCGGCGCCCGCGCGCGCCAUCUGCGUCCACUCCUGCUUAUCGUCGUCGAGUCCGGUGCUGUAUACAGCGCGUGGUUGAUGGCACUUCUCAUACUUUAUAACACCGACUCCUGGUUCCAGUACGUGGUGCUCGACUCGGUCUCGCCUAUCGUCGGCAUCGUGUUCUCUGUCAUUAUCCUCCGCAUCGCCAUCGGCGUGACCUCGGAGGAGGGAGAGACGGCGCUCCUGGGCUCGCCCGGUGGGCAGUUGUUCUCCAUGGGGCGCCUGCCCUCGCGGGGUGGCACGCAUCAGCCCAAGACUGGAGACGAGGAUGCGUCAGUUUAG